This is a messenger RNA of Kwoniella botswanensis, 894 nucleotides long. RefSeq names its product dihydroxy-acid dehydratase. The record is from RefSeq and is a predicted model, not a curated record. Gene Ontology annotation, molecular function: dihydroxy-acid dehydratase activity. NCBI's taxonomy places the organism in Eukaryota, Fungi, Basidiomycota, Tremellomycetes, Tremellales, Cryptococcaceae. The transcript is spliced from 3 exons. Gene Ontology annotation, biological process: branched-chain amino acid biosynthetic process. The coding region runs from base 1 to 894 and encodes 297 amino acids. Gene Ontology annotation, cellular component: mitochondrion.
AUGGCUCUCGGUGGUUCUACCAACGUGGUUCUCCAUCUCAUUGCUAUCGCUCAUUCUGUCGGACUCAACCUUACCAUCGAUGAUUUUCAAAAAGUCUCUGACCGUGUACCCCUUCUCGCCGAUCUAAAACCCAGUGGAAAAUACGUUAUGGAAGACAUACAUACGAUCGGUGGUAUUCCCAGCGUCAUCCACUUCCUUAUCAAGCACGGCUAUAUGACCGGUGACGGAUUGACUGUUACCGGUAAGACCCUUGGUGAAAACUGUGAUCGAUGGGUUGAAAAACACGGUAGCAAGUGGGAAGGACAGAAAAUUCUUAGACCGGUCGACGACCCUAUCAAAUCGACGGGUCAUCUUCGAAUCUUGAGAGGUAACCUUGCUCCAGGUGGUGCUGUUUCUAAAAUUACUGGAAAGGAAGGUCUUCGAUUCACAGGGAAAUGCCGAGCUUUCGAUGUUGAGGAAGACUUUGUAAAGGCAGUAGAAUCAGGUUCGAUCAAGAAGGGUGAAAAGACUGUAGUCGUAUUGAGGUAUCUUGGACCUAAGGGUGGACCCGGUAUGCCCGAGAUGCUUAAACCAACCAGUUUGAUCAUGGGUGCUGGUCUUGGUUACGACGUGGCUUGUCUUACCGAUGGACGAUUUAGUGGUGGUUCUCACGGUUUUGUUGUUGGUCAUGUCGUACCAGAAGCGCAAGUUGGAGGACCCAUUGCACUCGUCCAAGAUGGCGACAUCAUAGAUAUUGACGCUGUCGCCAAUACCCUCAACGUGAACGUGUCCGAUGAAGAGAUGGCUCGUCGAAAGGCCGCAUGGACCGCCCCACCGCUCAAGGUCAAUCACGGUACACUCUACAAAUACGCCAAACUCGUGACUGAUGCUUCCCAUGGUUGUGGUGAGUGGUGA